GGUGAGGAGGUGCAGUGAAAGCGAGUACUCUCCGCGGACAGACGGCGCUGAAAACACGGUUAAAGUGAAAACCAGAGAACCAGUCAAGGAUUAGGUCGGAUUACUGUUGGACCCACGACCCGGGAACGUCCACAGCGCUGGUAUUAAAGCGAUAAAUCGUCGUUAAUCUCCCGCUCGGCGCAGUUUCAGCUCGUCGUUUCGUAGCUACCUGAGAAAGAGGACAGCCAUGAUUCGCCUCCUCUGCCUCGUGCUGGUUCUGUCCGCCUCCGUCUUCUCAGAGUCGCAGGCGAGGGAGACGGAGACGUGGAUGCCCAUGAGCACCACCCAGGCGGUCACGGUGUCGACGGACGACAACGUGGAGUCAUCAGGAGAUUCUUCAAACGACUUCGGCUUCACGGACAACGACGACGAGGAUUACUACGAGGACGAUCUGUCCGGGUCGGGCGACGGAGAAACGACAGACUCGACCGCAGGAGAGUCCACAGUGAAGCCCGUUUUUGAUAACCGCAUUCCCGGGCUGGAGCACACGGUGCGACCGACCGUCAACGAGGUGGAGCUCGUCAAGAACAAGAACGAAAUUGCUCUGAAGAAAGGACCCGUGGAGGACAACCCGUCCAACGUCCUCAUGUCCCAGGCCACGGGGGACAGCAUCUUUACCAAGACGGAGGUCCUCGCAGCUCUGAUCGCCGGCGCCGUGGGCCUGAUGUUCGCCGUGCUCCUCAUCCUCCUCCUCAUCUACCGCAUGAAGAAGAAGGACGAGGGCAGCUACGACCUGGGGAAGAAGCCCAUCUAUAAGAAGGCCCCCACCACGGAGAUUUAUGCAUAGACCCUGACCUUUGACCUCCCUGACCUCACACACACACACACCUCCCUUCUUUCAAGCCAAUCAGGGCCGACGUGUGGCCUCGCAGUGCCUCAUCACCACCGUACCUCCUCACUUCUUCAGCGGAGCGACACAUUUGACUCCUCCUCCCUGAACUCCCCGCCCAAUCAGAGGCCGUUUCCUGGAGAAGGACUGUUUCUGCUGCGGUACGCUGUGAUCACCUGUUUGUUUGUUUGUUUGUUUGUUUGUCCCGGUUCAAAACGGGACUCUCUUUGUUCCUCCAGUUAAACACUAACGCAUCGUAUUUAUUCUUCCUCAACCUGAAGCGUCUCGUAGCACACGACCUUUGACCUUUAAGGAGCAGCUGUGUAAUAAUUUGUUUCAGCCGUUACGUUUGUUGUUUUUACGGUUUGUCACGUUCUUCAGUUGAAAGCCCGAGGUCUCUGCGGCGGCUCGGUGUGUUUCUGUUCUGUAAACUGAUGUUAACGAGUUCAUUAAAACGAGCUUCUGAUGCCUCCCGGCAUGUUUCUGUUUCUCCUCGUGUCCAGCAGCAGAUCCGCUCAAACUCAUCCAGGACUUGGAACACAAACAGUCUUUAGCAGGUACGGCCUGACCCGGGUCACAGGGCUGCGCUGCUGCUGGCCAGGAUGUUUUCUGACCUCUGCUCCGCCAGCGGAGCUCAACGGGAAGUUUUAAAUUUUAUCUGAGCCUGACGGAAACUGCCGAGUCAUCAGACGGUGGCGUUUCCACAGCAUCAGCGUGUUUCCACUAAAACGGGGCCGAUCUCAACUUGAAAGAAACAAACUAGCAAAACGAAAUGUUUUAUCUUGUUUUUAUUGAGUUAUUCUGUGAAUCCUAACGGAUCAUUUGUGGAGCUUCCACAGACUGAAUCCCAACUUUUGUGUCUAAAAAUGUGAGAGUGAAGUCUGUUUAUUCUAUAAAUCCUAAUUAAAAUGGCACGGCCCGAUUCGCAGCCCAUUUCUUUCAGACGUGAACAAUUUGAGCUAAAUUUCUAACAGAAAAAUAAAAUUGAGUUUUUUGCACGUUUCCGUUGAAUUUCAAACGGUUAUUGAAGCAUGUAUUAAAAAAAGUGCAGAUUUGAGUUUAAAAAUCCCCAAAAUGAGAUUUAAUUUUACUUUCUUUUUUUGUAAUCCUGAGGGAUGAUUUGAUGAAUUCAACCCAUGAAGUUGGUGCUAAAAUAAAUUUUACUUCAACGCGCUGAGCUGAUCCGCUUCAGUCGAACGAGUUUCUCCGUUUUCCGCCCUCGAAGCAGACGUUUCGUUUCAAGUCGUGCUGCUCAGACGUGACCCGCUCCUUCAGUUUUUCGCUCUUCCCGAUAAGCUACGCGACUGUUCCCCCCCGAUCAGUCCGAGGGUCGACGAGCCGCUCCGAAGCCGGCGCAGAACAGCUUCGACGCUCACAUUUCUCUGCCGGGGCGCGCCGCUCAGCCGAACUCGUGUAAAUAGUUUCUCAGUAAACGAUAAAGUUAUGUAAACGCUGGUACUUGGCCUCAUCCUGGCCACGGAAAUAUUUACCAAAUAUUUAAAAACCAAAUAGAUCUCUGCGCAGUAACGUUCGUGGUCGACCGUGAGGUUCGGAUCCUGUCGUACUAACUCGCCUCGGUUUCUGUUUUUAUCAACUAGAUCAACGUUUUGUAUUAAUUUAACUGAACGAUAAUUUUAUUGCCUUCUUUCAGGUCGGGGCGUUUGGCCCAUUUUAAGCUGUUGUACAUGUGAAUUUUAAAGUUUUACAUACACUAGUUCUGAGAUUUUAAGAGUCCUAGUUCGAAACUUUUUAUUUUGUAAGAGUUUCUAUAUUCUUGUAGACUUUUUGUAUUUAUGUUGAUUUGUUUGUGUUUGUGGAAGGAUUGAUUUUUGUGCUUGGUGUUCAUCUCAUUGUUCAGGAGAUGAGUCGUGUUCACACCAGAGCUGGAGCCGACAGAACGCAGCCGAGUUCCUUUGGAAAGACCAUUUCACACUUUUUAUUUCCAACAAGCCUAAAACGAUGAGGCCGACCCGGGCCUCCAGGUUCUGACGGUCAGAGUCGAGCUGCAGGUGGGCUCCAGUUCUGGUCGGGGAACACGGAGGAGAAUGUUCUGCUGCUUAAUGUCAAACACCACAUGUGAAUCAAUGGAUUGGAGGAGCCGGCGAGUCGUCGGUUUCUGCUGCAGGUUCUGAUUUAUUAUUGGAAAUAAAGCUAUUUUUAUGCACAGUA
Nematolebias whitei (Rio pearlfish) is the source of this 3037-nucleotide messenger RNA. It is a transcript of the gene sdc4, whose product is annotated as syndecan 4. Lineage: Eukaryota; Metazoa; Chordata; Actinopteri; Cyprinodontiformes; Rivulidae. The transcript is spliced from 5 exons. The record is from RefSeq and is a predicted model, not a curated record. The coding region runs from base 227 to 826 and encodes 199 amino acids. Gene Ontology annotation, biological process: cell migration. Gene Ontology annotation, cellular component: membrane; cell surface.